UGGUUCCAGAACCGGCGUGCCAAGUGGAAGAAACGCAAGAAGAGCAGUUCAGUGUUCAGGUCUGCUGGUUCACUACUGCCCUCACCCUCCCUGCCGCCCUUCCCGCCCAUGGGCGGCGAUUCCUUCUGUGGCACCAUGUUCCCUUCCUCGGACACCCGCUGGACCAUGGGCGGCAUGACGCCCAUCAAUACCGGUGUGGGUAGUGGCACUCUGGGGUUGACAUCACCUCUACAGCGCCAAGGACUGGGCCAGCUUGGUCAAGGCGGCAUGAGUAUCUCCCAGUCCUUCAGCCAGUCCCUCGGCCAGGGCUUUGGCCAAGGGUUCGGACAGGGGCUGGGCCAGGGGCUGGGACUAGGCCAGGGUCAGGGGCUGGGUCAGGGGCUGGGGCAGGGGCUGGGUCAGGGGCUGGGACAGGGUCUGGGUCAGGGUCUAGGGGGCUCAACGUCGCCCAUACCGUCAGGGUUGUCGAACAUGGGCGGCACACCACCCACCUCCAUGUACCAACCACACUACCAGGCCUUCAGUUCUCUCAACACCGCCCUGGGUGAGUACGCAGGAUCACCUCUGAACUCCCCAGGACUUCCCAACGGCCUGGGUUCUCCAGCCACACCUCCCAACAGCGGCUCCUCCUCCCCAGCGUCACACCACCACCAGCAACAGCAACAACAGCAGCAGCAGCAACAGCACCAACAACAGCAACACCAACACCAGCAGCUGGGUGGCCAACAGCAACAGCCGCACCAACAGCAACAGCAGCAGCAGCAGGGUCAACUCAACUGUGCCAUGGGUUCCAUGGGCAUGGGCGUGGGCGUAGGCGGGGAAGACAUGUGGCGUGGGUCGAGCAUCGCCCAGCUCAGACGUAGAGCCUUCGAGCACUCAGCUUCCAUGGUCGUCUUCAGGUAGAUGACAAUCUUCGAAGUUGAUUGAGGGUGCAAUAAACUAGUAAGACUCUCUCAACUCCGGAGGGGGAGGGAACGGGUGGUAAUUACGUUUGAUCCAAGGAAUGAGAGCUUAAAGAACAAAUACCGUGACUAGAACAAUACACAAAUAACCCGCACAUAGGAGAGAGAAAGAGAGAGACGCUAACUAAACGACGUUUCGGUCCGACUUGAACCAUUUACAGUCACACUGUGACUUUGUAAAUGGCUCAAGUCGGACCGCAACAUUCUCAUAAGCUUCUCUCUCCUGUGUCCGGGUUAUUUGUGUAAUAAGAACUCAGUUCAAAUACCUUGGAGAUUAGCGGUUACGAAGAAUUUUUAUACAUAUGGAGAACUGGGAAUCGAUCUGGUAGCCUCGUUGACUCGCACCAGUGUUGUAACUACUAGGCUACAAUUGUCACAGUCAUGCCAGACCAGUGUUGUAACUACUAGGCUACAAUUGUCACAGUCAUGCCAGACCAGUGUUGUAACUACUAGGCUACAAUUGUCACAGUCAUGCCAGACCAGUGUUGUAACUACUAGGCUACAAUUGUCACAAUCAUACCAGACCAGUGUUGUAACUACUAGGCUACAAUUGUCACAGUCAUGC
Cherax quadricarinatus is the source of this 1527-nucleotide messenger RNA. RefSeq lists its product as uncharacterized. The record is from RefSeq and is a predicted model, not a curated record. NCBI's taxonomy places the organism in Eukaryota, Metazoa, Arthropoda, Malacostraca, Decapoda, Parastacidae.